CCGCCUUUUUCUUGCCGUCUCGUUCUAUCUCUUUCGUCUUCUUCGAAAUUUUGCUCUCUGAUCGAUGACUGUCCUUCUCGACGGAAUUUUCUAUCUCCUGAUCGAGACGUGGCUGUGAUCUUCUGCUUUUGCGCGUUAAUUCGGCGGAUCUGCGGCUCGAUUGGAUCGGGGAAUCGUUUUGGAUCAACAUCGAAACCCUAGGGUUGGCGAUUCGGUGUAGGCUAGCGGACUAAGGAUGGUUUGUGGGGGAUGAACGAUUUGGAAUUAGAUUUUUCUCGGUAGAUUCUGUGCUUGGGAUUGGAUUUGCGACGAAGAAAAAGGGGGGAAAGUUUGUGAAAGGAGGCGAGGAUUGAUGGUACUCGAAGGGGAAAAUGCAAGGCGGCUAUGCAUGGGAGGGCAUGUGAGGAGAGGAAAAGGGGACGGCACAUGUGGACAGCUCCCUUGCGUGCACCUGCGAGUGUGAAAGCCAUUACUUCUUCUGCGACUGCUGCGUCUUCGUUGCUUUUCUUGUCCUCUUCACCUGAUUCCUUUUUCAAGGACGGACGCAAAAUUAGUAUUGGUGAUUGUGCUUUAUUUAAACCAUCGCAGAACUGUCCACCGUUCAUUGGUAUAAUUCGUUCAGUAACUUCUGUAAAGGAGAAUCAGCUCAACUUGGGUGUAAAUUGGCUGUAUCGACCUACUGAAGUAAAGCUUGGCAAAGGCAUCCUUUUGGACGCUUUGCCAAACGAAAUAUUUUACUCCUUUCAUAAGGAUGAGAUUCCUGCUGCAUCCUUACUUCACCUGUGUAAAGUUACUUUCCUUCCUAAAGGCGUUGAAUUGCCAUCUGGGAUUUGCUCGUUUGUGUGCUGGCGUGUUUAUGAUAUCACACACAAGUGUUUAUGGUGGCUGACAGAACAAGACUAUAUUGAUGAACAUCAGGAAGAAGUAGAUCAGCUAUUGUGUAAGACACGUUUCGAAAUGCAUGCAACAGUACAGCAAGGUGGACGCUCACCAAAAACAAUGAAUGGUCCAACAUCAACAUCACAGUUGAAGGCAAGUUCUGAUAGUGUACAGAAUACUGGCUCUUCCUUUCCUUCCCAGGCGAAGGGAAAGAAAAGGGAACGUGCUGAUCAAGGUUUUGAACCUGUAAAACGGGAACGUGCUGCGAGGGUUGAAGAUGCUGAUUCUGUUUAUAGUAAAUUGGAGAGUACAUUAAGAUCUGAGAUUGUAAAGAUUACAGAAAAGGGGGGCCUCGUGGAUUCAGAUGGGGUGGAGAAGUUAGUCCAGCUCAUGCUGCCUGAGAGGAGUGGGAGGAAAAUAGAUUUGGCAAGCCGAUUGAUGCUUGCUGGGGUAGUGGCUGCAACAGAUAAGUUUGAUUGUCUUAGCAGAUUCGUCCAGCUGAGAGGACUGCCUGUGUUAGAUGAAUGGCUUCAGGAAGUGCAUAAAGGGAAGGUGGGUGACAGUAAUAGCCCCAAAGAUGGUGAUAGAUCAACUGAGGAGUUUCUAUUGGUAUUAUUACGUGCUCUGGAUAAGUUGCCUGUUAAUCUCCACGCUCUUCAAACGUGCAAUAUUGGAAAAUCUGUUAAUCAUUUGAGAUCGCAUAAGAAUGUUGAGAUUCAGAGAAAAGCGAGGAGUUUGGUUGACACGUGGAAAAAGCGUGUUGAAGCAGAAAUGGAUGCCAAGUCAAGCUCUGGGCAGGGCGUUUCAUGGCCUGGAAGGCGUCUGGCUGAACCUUCUCAUGGAAGCCCAAAGACUUCAGUAUCACACCCUCAUUCUUCUAAAUCGUCUUCAAUUAGGCUGGUCCAGGGAGAAAAUAAUGUAAAAUCUGCGUCUCCAUCCCCUGGCUCUACAAGAUCAGCACUAUCUCCCUCAUCAGGUUGUAUGAACAUGAAAGAAGGACAACAGAAAAAUUCUGGUGGUGUUUCUGGAUCUGAUGUUCCUCCGACGUCUGUAAGGGAUGAGAAAAGCAGUAGCUCCAGUCCAUCUCACAAUAAUAGUCAGUCCUGUUCGAGUGACCAUGCUAAAGCAGGGGGUGUAUCAGUGAAGGAUGAUCCGAGAUGCCCCACCACUGGAUCACUGAGCGUGAAUAAGAGCUCAGGUGGUUCUUCUCGACACCGGAGAUCAGUCAAUGGUCUUCAGGGGUCUGCCUCAUCAGUGGGUCAUAGGGAAACUGGUUCGGUUAGAAAUUCUUCUCUGUCAAAGAAUAACUCAACUUCAGAGAAAGUAUCACAGUCUGAUUCAACAUGUGAAAAGACCCAUGAAGUACAGGCAACUGAAGGUAAUGCUCAUAAAUUGAUUGUCAAGAUACCAAAUCAAGGCUACAGUCCUGCCGAAACCACUGCUACGGCAACCAUUGAAGACACUGCAGUGGUGAAUAGCAGAACUUCUUCUCCUGUGAUUUGUGCGAAGAAUGAUCAAGUUGAUCAGAACCUGAAGGAAGAAAAGACUUGUACUCAUAAAGCAAUUAUUAGCUCUGAUGUGCAUGAUGAAUCAUGGCAAAGCAAUGAUGCCAAAAUUGAACUUCCUGGUUCUGAUGAGGGUGGAGGUUCUACAUCUAUUCCAAGUGAAGAGAGAUGUUGGACAGUAGAUGACGCUAAGAAAAUGGCUGAAGUCCCAAAAGCAAGUGUUCCGGAUGUCCCGAAAGCAAGUUUGCCACAAUGUAUGAAUGAGCUGAAGCCAGAGAAAUCACAUGAGAAUCCUUUUAGCUCGAUAAAUGCAUUAAUUGAAAGUUGUGUGCAGUACUCCGAUGCUAAUACUCCUGUGGCAGCUGGAGAUGACAUUGGAAUGAAUCUUCUUGCUAGCGUUGCAACUGGUGAGAUUUCUAAGUCUGAUAUGAUUUCGCCAAAUGGUUCAUCUCAGACAAAUGAGAACUCAUGUGAGGGAAAUGAUUCAAAGCAGAAUUUGUCCUCUGAUGGUCUUGCUCAGACUCUUCCCAGUGAUGGGGCAAAAUUUGAAAAUGAAAAGCAGGACUUUGUUAGUGGUAAUGCUUGUCCGAAAGAGGCUGACACUAAGGCCGACUUUAACCCUAUAUCUGUUACGGACAGGAAAUUGGAUUCUUCCCCACUGAAGCAACCUGUAAAUCAAUGCUUAGAGAGCAUUGGAUGGUCCAGAGAUGCAGAAAAAACAUCGUCUGCCAUGUCCUGUGCAAAUGACAUUAAUAAGCAUGUGGAUGGUGAUAUGAUAAAAGAAUCCAAUGAGAUAAAAGAUGAUGGCGUCCUAGCUGACGACGCUUCUGAUAUGAAGCAGAAGUUGUCAGCCGAUAUUAGAGUUGGCGACUCAGGUGUUACAGUAGGGGGUGAAGUUCCAUACUCCCAGCCAUUUUCAGAAAGCGACAAAAGUACUCAGGAUGAGCCGAAGCCGCCAAUCAGAAAAUCAAGUUCCGAACUAGUAAGAGGAACUGAACACUCCUCUUUGCGGCUUGGUUCUGGCAAGUGUCUUGUUUCUGCAAAUGUUGAUGAGCUUAAAGCUAAGAAAGCAGAUGAAAUGGAGACAGGCAGUCAUCAUGAUGCUAUAAAGGGGCAGAAAAUAGAAGGAGAGUCUUCUUCUAGUGGGAACCAAGUAGGGGCUGGUUUAGUUUCAUAUUUGACGAACUAUAAAGUUGAGCAUGUAGGGGAGAAUUUGGACGGUAAUGAAGAUAAUGAGCAGCAAUCUGGUGUACACUCUCCGACAGUAUCCUCCUCAUUGACAGUUAAGGACAGAGGAAAACAGUGUGCAAAAGGGAGGGAAUCUAGAUCGAACAUUGCUGUGGCAGAAGUGGCAGACGAGUCUACUUCUCUGGCUGGAGACGCUUCUUCUUCUUCUGCUGCAGACAGAGAUACAAAAGUUGAGUUUGAUCUAAAUGAAGGCUUCAGUGGAGAUGAUGGGAGGAAUGGAGAUCUUGGUAACUUAACAGGAGCAGGAAUAUCAACACCAGUUCAAUUUCCUUUGCCGAUUCCUGCUUCAAUAACAGUAGCCACCGCUGCAAAGGGGCCCUUUGUUCCACCUGAAGACCUGUUGAGGAAUAAAGGUGUGCAUGGUUGGAAGGGUUCUGCAGCUACAAGUGCAUUUCGCCCAGCUGAACCGAGGAAUUCUCUCGAGCGACCUCUUGCUACAAAUAAUGCUGCUCAGGUGGAUGUUAAUACUCGACGACAGAGUCGGCCUCCACUUGAUAUCGAUUUGAACAUUCCAGAUGAGAGAGUCCUCGAAGAUUUCACCUCCCGAACUUCGGGUCAGACUUCAGUAUGUGAUAUUACAAAUAAUUCGUUACAUGAUCUGAAGAUGGGUUCUGCCUCCACUCGCUCUGCUGGUGGGCUCGAUCUUGAUUUGAACAGGGUUGAUGAAACCACAGAUUUAGGAAAUUACACUACCAACAGUCAUAAGUUGGAUUCCACAUUUCAGCCGUCCAAACAAGUAUCAAGUGGUCGUAUGACAGAUGAAGCAGGCGGACGGAGGGACUUCGAUCUGAAUAAUGGACAUAUGAUUGGGGAUGUAAAUCUUGAACCAUCAAUCUUAUUCGGUCAGCAUGCCGCUAGAAGCAGUUUGCCUUCGCAACCAUCCCUUCCCGGUAUGCAAGUUAAUGGUGCCAAUAUGGGGAACUUGUCGUCGUGGUUUGCCGCUGCCAGUUACUCAGCGACUGUUCCCCCCACGGUUAUGCCUGAUAGAGAUCUGCCUUUCCCAAUGGUUGCAAGCAGUGGGCCAUCGAGAUUGCUGGGUUCAACUACUGCUUCAUCCUCCUUUAGUCCCGAUCUUUAUAGAGGGCCAGUCUUGACUUCUUCUCCAGCUGUUCCCUUCCAGUCUACUUCUCCGUUUCAGUAUCCAGUCUUCUCCUUUGGUGCCGGUUUCCCCCUAUCAUCGGCUACUUUCUCUGGCGGUUCUGCUACCUAUCUGGAAUCUUCAUCUGCUGGACCACGGCUUACUUUCCCUCCCGCUAACUCUCAACUGUUGGGUCCAGCCAUUGCAGUCCCCUCCAAUUAUCCACGGCCUUAUGUUGUCAACCUCACGGAUGGCAAUAACAGUGGCGGUGCCAGCAGAAAAUGGUUGAGGCAGGAGCUAGACCUAAACACUGGCCCUGCAGUCCCAGAUGCCGAAGGAAGAAGCGAAACAUCUUCCCGUGCACCCUCAAGGCCAUUGUCGGCUUCCAGUACGCAGACCCGCAUGGAGGAGCAAGCAAGGAUAUUUCAGAUGCCCGGUGGCGUUGUAAAGAGGAAGGAGCCCGAGGGAGGAUGGGAUGGAUAUAAGCAGCAACCUUCAUGGCAUUGAUGUAAAACCCGUUCAUAAGGGGUGGGGAAACUCUCCUUCGUCUGACAUCCUGAGCCACAGAGGAGAAAGGGCGGUGAGUUAUUUUGAUGCUUGCUCGUUAAUGUAUAGUAUCUCUGAAUUCUCAACCUCUGUCAACUUUAUUGGUGAAAGACUCUGUUUUUUUUUUUGGGGGGGGGAGGGGGGGAGAGAUGUUUCCAGGGUGCUUUUUUUCCCCAUAAAAUUUACACUGUGAUCAGUUUUGCCCCCUUUGUAGAUAUCUCCUUUUUUUUUCCGUCUUUCUAUAUCCUCUUAUUAACAGUUAGGGGGGAAAAAAGGCAUAUGGUGCUCCUGCUGGUGUUUGCCCAUCUUCUGAGAUCGGUGUGCUUUUUUUAGUUGCAUUAACAUUACCGUUCAAAAUCAGACCCCAUAGAAGCAUCCAAACUCUUCUUCUUUUAUGCAUCGACAAUGAAGAGGCGGGCAGUAGAAUUGCUCAAUCGGGGAAAAAAAACGCUCAUUUUCCACUGUCAAGUUCUUCGGACAAGGGUUUUCAGGUUUGUGGCAUUGAUAAAAUCUUGGUGGGUCUGGUUUUAUCUUGAAGCACCUUUGGGUGGAGUGGAGGUUAAUGUGUAUGUGGUGGUGGGUGGAGACUUUUGUAAAUGUUUUCUUUUUUGUUUGUGCCCCAAGCUCUUA
Tarenaya hassleriana is the source of this 5886-nucleotide messenger RNA. RefSeq lists its product as uncharacterized. Lineage: Eukaryota; Viridiplantae; Streptophyta; Magnoliopsida; Brassicales; Cleomaceae. The record is from RefSeq and is a predicted model, not a curated record. The transcript has 5 exons. Bases 385 to 5217 code for a protein of 1610 amino acids. Gene Ontology annotation, cellular component: nucleus. Gene Ontology annotation, molecular function: chromatin binding.